Molecule: messenger RNA, 2509 nt
Organism: Myripristis murdjan (pinecone soldierfish)
Lineage: Eukaryota; Metazoa; Chordata; Actinopteri; Holocentriformes; Holocentridae
Gene: rnf41
Product: ring finger protein 41
Exons: 7
Coding region: 284-1240 (318 amino acids)
Biological process (GO): regulation of canonical NF-kappaB signal transduction; protein ubiquitination
Cellular component (GO): plasma membrane signaling receptor complex
Molecular function (GO): zinc ion binding; ubiquitin protein ligase activity
Source: RefSeq, a predicted model, not a curated record
GCUGAUUUACGUCGUGACGUCCCCACCCGCCUGCGUAGCGACGAAACGGAGAAGCGUAGGAUGUAGCUCAGGACGUGGCUAGCAGGCUAGUUAUAACAGGACGUCUGCAAAUAGAAAAAAACGUGCCAAAGAGCAGUUUUGCUGCAUUCCCACGGAUUCGCAUCAUUUGCCUGACCAAGUCGAUUAUCUCUGCCACAUGUGACCUGCUAGCAGUAAGUCAAGAACUGAAUGGAAUUGAGGGCUUUUUGUGAGUGAGGAGGUUGUGGGGUUCCAGUAAUGUACCAUGGGGUACGACGUCGCCAGGUUCCAAGGGGAGGUGGAUGAAGACCUGCUGUGCCCCAUAUGUAGUGGGGUGCUAGAAGAACCCGUGCAGGCUCCACACUGUGAGCAUGCUUUCUGCAAUGCCUGCAUCACACAGUGGUUUGCCCAGCAACAGAUUUGUCCUGUUGACCGGACAGUAGUGACGCUAGCCCACCUCCGGCCUGUGCCCCGCAUCAUGCGCAACAUGCUGUCCAAGCUUCAGAUCAGCUGUGACAAUGCUGGUUUUGGCUGUACAGCCACACUGCGUCUGGAUCAGCUACAGUCACAUCUCAAGGACUGUGAGCACAACCCCAAAAGGCCUGUCAACUGUGAGGAGGGCUGUGGACUAGAGAUGCCUAAAGACGAGUUGCCCAACCAUAACUGCAUCAAGCACCUGAGGAGUGUGGUGCAGCAGCAGCAAACCAAGAUUUCAGAACUUGAGAAAACUGUGGCAGAGCAUAAGCACCAGCUGGGAGAACAAAAGCGGGACAUUCAGCUGCUAAAGGCCUACAUGAGAGCGAUCCGCAGUGCGAACCCUAACCUGCAGAACCUGGAGGAGAGCAUUGAGUACAACGAGAUCCUGGAGUGGGUGAACUCCAUGCAGCCUGCCAGAGUGACGCGCUGGGGCGGCAUGAUCUCAACUCCUGACGCUGUGCUCCAGGCAGUCAUCAAACGCUCCCUCAUCGACAGCGGCUGCCCUCUCUCCAUCGUCAACGACCUGAUCGAGAACGCCCACGAGCGCAACUGGCCGCAGGGCCUGGCCACGCUCGAGACGAGGCAGAUGAACAGGCGCUACUAUGAGAACUACGUUGCUAAGCGCAUCCCUGGCAAACAGGCGGUGGUGGUGAUGGCGUGUGAGAAUCAGCACAUGGGGGAGGAUAUGAUCCUGGAGCCGGGGUUGGUCAUGAUCUUCGCACACGGCGUGGAGGAGAUCUUAUAACCGUACGGCUUAGCUGAGCUGACCCAGAGACAAGUGGGGACGUUUUGCUUGGGGGUUUGUCGUUAUGAGUGUUUUCUUUCUUUAGAAUGAAACCUCUCAAAUCUGGCUCAAUUUAAAGAAAAAAAAAUGACCACAGUCUUAUAAGAGGCUCAUUCACAAACUUGAUACCUAUGCCUUAAAGUAAGGAGAAAUACUUCACAAACCUGACAAAUGGAAACUUAAUCUGACUGAUAUCUAAGAUAAAAGGUGAGAAGAAAUGUUUACAAGGUUUAUAAGUUGAUAUGUAGUGCAUUAUAUGAUCUGAUUGUUCUGCUUCUGCGUCCUAAUAUAGUGGUAAGCUUUGAACCCCCCACAUUUAAUGUCCUCAAUUGUGUAAAUCCUUGUAAAUAGAAAUAUUAUAUUGAAUUAUAAACAUUAUUCUCUUAUUACUCUUACUGUAAUUAGACUGUGAUUCUGUUUUCUUUUUUUUUUCUUUCUGGUCAGCUUGUGUUACCGUCUCCUGGGACUUUGAAUCAGAACCUUUUUUUUCUGCUUGCUCCCUUUAGUAUGUAGUAUCCUGUGAAUAUUUCAUGAGACAAGCUUCUCAGUUUAGAUUGUCCAAACUUGUGUGCCAUUUUGUUUUAUUUAUUGUGUUGCCUUUUACAUGCACAUGCUUGAAAAAUGUAUUCAUAUGUUGUAUGUAAAUUUGCCUUUUCAGUGCAUUUUGAACUCAUAGCAGGUAAAAAAAACAACUCGAUUUUGUGUUUUUGUUUUCUUUUGCCUCAGUUGUAUAUAGUCGGUAUGUUGGGUCCAUUUGAAGUGUUAAAGAAACUGAAGUUUAACAUUGGGGAUUCAGCAAUGUGUAAUGCAUUUUGUGUCACAAAACAUAAUGGUUCACUUCCACAUGUACUAUGAUCCCUAUGUUUUAUGGUUAUUGAAGUAUAGCCUAGACAUUUAUCAUCCAAUCAUCACAGCUGAUAAAUAUCUGCUGACUGGCCUUUCUUUAAAAGCCCACAGCUCUGAGCGUUUAAAGAUACUUGUAAAGUCACUCUAAUGGCUUUUUAAGGACAAAGAGCUUUCACCAUUACUCACACAUGUAACCGUAGUAAGACAAACAGGACUUGAGAAGUUCAGUGUAAAAGCCUCCAAGGGCAAUAAACUUAAGUUUGGAUCGUGUUCUUUUUUUUUUUAUUCUUAUUUUUUAAUUUUUAUUUCCGUUAAUGUUUUUGUUUUGUGUAUGUUCUGUACUGUGUUGCACAGACAAGAAAGUAAUAAAACCUCAAAACUGAU